AUGGCGUUGCUCGAGAAUAGCUGGGUAAAGGUGCAACAAAAGACAUUCUGCAAAUGGCUCAACAACAAGCUCAAGGCGCGCAACGUCCAGAUCAAUGACCUGACCACCGACUUGUGCGACGGAGUCAUCCUCAUCCACCUGCUCGAAAUCCUGUCGCAGGAAUCCCUCGGCCGCUAUGCUGCCCGUCCCAAACUCCGCGUGCAGCGCUUCGAAAACGUCAACAUAGCCCUCGACUUCAUCAAGAGCCGCAAGAUCCAAUUGACCAACAUCGGCGCCGAGGAUGUGGUGGACGGCAACCAGAAGAUCAUCCUGGGCCUCAUCUGGACGCUCAUCCUGCGCUUCACCAUCAGCGACAUCAAUGACCAGGGGCUGAGUGCAAGAGAAGGACUGCUCCUGUGGUGCCAGAGGAAGACUGCGUGCUACGACGACGUGCAUGUCCACGACUUCUCCGGCAGUUGGAACGAUGGCCUGGCCUUCUGCGCCCUGCUCGACAUCCACCGGCCCGAUCUCAUUGAUUUCGAUCAACUAGACAAGUCGGAUCAUCGAGGCAACAUGCAGCUGGCAUUUGACAUUGCAUCCAAGGAGAUUGGAAUCCCCGAUCUGCUCGAUGUCGAAGAUGUCUGCGACGUCCCCAAGCCCGACGAGCGAUCGCUGAUGACUUACAUCGCAUACUGGUUCCACGCCUUCUCCCAGAUGGAGCGCGUUGAGAACGCUGGCAGGAGAGUCGAGAAAUUCGUGUCCAACAUGCAAGGCGCAUGGGAAAUGCAAAACAAUUUCGAGAAGAGAAUGCGAGCGCUGCUUCAACGGAUAGCCGAGCAACAACAGGCCUGGCAGUCUGCUCGAUUCGACGGGACGUAUAUCGAUGCCAAGGAGCAGAGCAACCAGUUCGUCUUGUACAAACAGCGGAAGAAGCGUGACUGGGUUGCGGAGAAGAGCGAACUUGCGGGAAUGUUGGGCAAUGUGAAGACCAAGCUCAACACAUAUCGUUUGCGACCAUAUGAGCCUCCGCGAGACCUGAGCCUAGCUGCCCUUGACAGCGCAUGGAGCGGCCUGAUGACUGCCGAGCGCGAACGCAGUCAAGUCAUCAACAACACCAUCCGCGAUAUCAAGAACAACCUCCGACGAACGUUUGCGGACAAAGCUAACGACUUUGCGCUGGCCCUGAAGACGAUCAGCAUGAGCGUUUCCGGCCUAGAUGGAGAAGUCGAAGAUCAAACUGCGCACACCAAGCAGAUUGCGAAGAACCUCCCUCCGCUCGACCAGUAUUUGACCAUCAUCCAAAAGCUGGACUAUCAGUGCCAAGAGGCUAAUAUUGAGGAGAACGACUUCACGACGUAUACAUACGACGAGCUUGCAUACGAACUCAGUCUCGUGAAGAGUAGCGUGCAGAAGAAGCUGGCAUUCCUCGACAACCAACUCGUCGCACGCAACAUGACCAACUUGACGCCUAUCCAGCUUGAAGAGUUCGAGUCAGUCUUCCGACAUUUUGACCGGGAUGUGUCCAAUAGCCUCCAAGAACUCGAGUUCUCGGCCGCGCUCGCGAGUCUUGGCCUCGUGUAUGACGAAGAGGAAAUGCACGACCGCUUUGUCGAAGUGGCCGGGCGCGGAGGCAGCGUCAGCUUCGAGCAGUUCAUCCGGUUCAUGGUGGACGUGACGGAAGAUCAAAAUACGGCGGAGCAGGUAUUUGAGAGUUUCAGAGAGGUGGCGGACGGCAAACCCUACGUGACGGAGCUCGAUCUGACCCAUAGCUUGAUUCCGGACGAUGUUGUGCAGCAGCUCGUGGAGAGCAUGCCGCCGCACAAGGGCCCGGAUCUCCAACAAGACAGGAAUAUUCCCAAGUAUGAUUAUCGGGCUUUUAUGGAGAGGUAUAUGGGGCCGCCCGCGAAUGGAACGCGGUAG
This is a messenger RNA of Neohortaea acidophila, 1899 nucleotides long. RefSeq names its product alpha-actin-like proteinin. The record is from RefSeq and is a predicted model, not a curated record. Gene Ontology annotation, biological process: actin filament bundle assembly; actin cytoskeleton organization. Gene Ontology annotation, molecular function: actin lateral binding; calcium ion binding. Gene Ontology annotation, cellular component: actomyosin contractile ring; actin filament bundle; cell projection. NCBI's taxonomy places the organism in Eukaryota, Fungi, Ascomycota, Dothideomycetes, Mycosphaerellales, Teratosphaeriaceae. The coding region runs from base 1 to 1899 and encodes 632 amino acids. The transcript is spliced from 2 exons.